Molecule: messenger RNA, 519 nt
Organism: Sclerotinia borealis F-4128
Lineage: Eukaryota; Fungi; Ascomycota; Leotiomycetes; Helotiales; Sclerotiniaceae
Source: the annotation of a GenBank genome assembly
AUGGCCGCAUUGAUUAAAGCUAUUAAUGCGAAGAUUCGUAGCAAUCCUGCGGAAGAGAGGGGAGAGAGGGAGGGAGGGAGGGAUAGAAGGGGCCAGAGGUUGUUGGAUGUGUGGGGGGUGGGUGGAGACUGGGAGGUUUGUGUUGGAUUGGAUUGGAUUGGAUUGGAUUGGGGAGAUUUCUGGGGACCAGUCUCCAACUUCGGUAUACCCAUUGCAGCCGUAAUGGACACCCAGAAGAGUCCUGACUUAAUAUCCGGAAAGAUGACUGCAGCCCUCUGCGUAUACUCCGCUACCUUUAUGCGCUACUCUCUUGCCGUCACUCCGCUCAAUCCCCUCCUCUUCCUGUGUCAUUUCGUAAAUGAAGGCGCGCAACUCACGCAGGGUUAUAGAUGGAUGCAAUAUCAUCAGUGGGGAGGUAAGGAGGCGGAGACCAAACAGAAGAUUGGAACGGGUGUUGAGGGUGUGAAGGAGAGUGUUGUGGAGGCGGUUCAAAAGGUUGAGAAGGCUGUGGGGAAAUAG